UGGUGACGUAUCAGUUUCCCAGUGUGAUGACAUUAAAUCAACAGCCAGCUUAUGGUAACAUAGGAGCUAGCAUAGCAGCUAAUUUAGACAACAUCACGACGCAGUAACAAAAACACGCAACAACAAGAACACCACAACCAUAACGCAUGUACAGUAGAUUUGACCUGUACUUUAGAAUAGUGAUUCAAAACGUGUGCGUUUAGUAGCACUUGUGCUACGUGAGCUUCAUCUAGUGGUAGGCAAAAGAUCACUCCCUACAACAGUUUUGUAUUUAGUAUUUAACCUUUUAGUACAGUUGCUGCAUAUUUUAAGUAUGCAUUUGGGAAACUAUACAGAAGCAUUUAAUGUACGAUUUAAUGGAAUAAUUAGUUUUGCUACUCAUAUUUAUUUAAGCACAGUGUUAAUGUUAAAACUGUGUUACAGUGGCUGCCAAGAACAAUCAAACAAACCAAAAAGCUCGUUUUUUGAGGAACACCUGCGCUGGACCGACUAUGUGACUGUUUUCUGUUAUUUGUCAUUAUGGUGGUACGUGAUAUACUGUCAGAUGGUACGCCUUGUGAAAAAAUUUGAAAAGCAUUGCUCGGGACUAGAUGGCACAAACGUUACAGUGGAAACCGCACAAGUUGAUCAACUGUUGCGAGAGUUUUGAUUUGGUUGCCAUGACAACACAAGUCGCAUCCUUUUCCGUUUGCGGUCCACGUGAUGGAAGCCUGGCACGAGACAAGGCUACCCUCUGCUGGAUGCAUGCUGAACUAACUUGUCCAUUCUUAUUAUUUAGCCAUAUGUUAUGGAUUUAUUUUGAAUGAAUGUAACUUCAAUUAUGUUAAAAACCCUCCUUAUAUUAUAAACCACUUAAUGUUCAAAAUUAUUGGAGCGUUUGGAGGCUGAGCCUCGGUCACCAUGGUUACACAAGACCGGAAGUAAGGCCGUGUGUGUGUGUGUGUGUGUGCGUGUGGUCUACUCUGUGGUCGUUAGCAUGCUAACGGCCCCUUGCUAGCGUCUCUCUUUUGACGGGCGCUUUCUGAAGGUCCAAAGUCGUCCAACACGCGUGGGAGGAGACGUGAUGAGCGGUCAAAGAUGAGCGCUGAUGAUGUCACCAAGGGCGUGGCCUGCACAAUGAAGCCGCCGGUGUUCCUUCACUUUGGAGGCGGAGACGGCAAAAAGCAGGGAUGUUGCUCGGGUGUGUGCGUGAUCGAUGUCGCCCUGCCCCCGGGGAAAACUGUCAAUAUUGAGACGAUCACCUUUAAGAAUUUCUACACGGCCCUGGUCAGCGUGAGGCUGCAGAGGCGGAGCCCCGGCCAGGAGGGGGCGGCGGCUAAAUGGUGCACAGCCCUCCGGGACCGCCCCCUCAUGACCAACCCGCACACGGAGGCGGGUGCUCAGGACUACUACAGCAUUGACAGGAAGCAGAUGCAGGUCGAGCCAGAUGGCGUGUCGUCUGUGCGGCUGAUCCUCAAGCAGCCUUCGUCCGCCUGGUUGACCUUCAGCGUGCAGGACGUGCGCAUUUUCCCUCGCAUGCAACCCGAGCCUGACAAGGAGCUCUCUGAUUGGCUGUUGGCUUUGAACCUUGUUGAGCGACAGCUGCCUCCUACGCAGGACCCGCUGGACGUCGCGUCCGUGUCAUGCCGACUUCAGCAGAUGUGGGCCUUGAGCCAAGUCAUGCAGAGCAGUCAGAGACACGCCACCUCUGUCGGCCGCUUUGACGUGGAUGGCUGUUACGACAUUAAUUUAUUAUCUCUGACUUAAAACAGACUUGUUCUCGUAUGAAUUUAUGAUGUUGAGCUCGUGUUUCAUGUCAUAUUUUAGGUGACUCCAAGGUGUCUUUCCCAUUUCUAAAAUGUCGUAAUUAG
This is a messenger RNA of Hippocampus zosterae (dwarf seahorse), 1850 nucleotides long. RefSeq names its product nicolin 1 (gene nicn1). The transcript has 7 exons. Lineage: Eukaryota; Metazoa; Chordata; Actinopteri; Syngnathiformes; Syngnathidae. The record is from RefSeq and is a predicted model, not a curated record. Bases 1078 to 1746 code for a protein of 222 amino acids. Gene Ontology annotation, cellular component: nucleoplasm.